This is a messenger RNA of Bactrocera latifrons, 1028 nucleotides long. Its product is annotated as glycine-rich protein 1-like. The annotation marks the transcript as partial. The record is from RefSeq and is a predicted model, not a curated record. NCBI's taxonomy places the organism in Eukaryota, Metazoa, Arthropoda, Insecta, Diptera, Tephritidae. The transcript is spliced from 2 exons.
CGACCACUAAAGCGUGCGGUUGAAGACGCGGCUAAACGCGGUUUAAAUAAUUUGGUGCAACUACAACUUGUGCAAAUUGUCACUUCAGUGCGUUUGUUAAAUAUAUGUAUUGCAAAUUUUACUAAUUAAAAAAAAAAAAAAUCAAGCAAAUACAAAUUACAAUUACAACAAUAAGUGUACGCGCACAGAUUAAUUUUGAAUGAUUGUGAAAAGAAAACGUGUAAACGCGGCGUGUUAAAACAAGAAGUGACGAAUAAGAAGAAAAAAGUGCAAAAAAACAAUCACAAAAAUAAGAAAGGAAACGUGCGUGAAACAAAAAAUUGAAGAGCAACAUUCGAAUAAUCGAACUUACACAGCAAUAUGCCGGCCUUAAAGGCCAAGCAGCAGCAAAAGCAACAGCAACAACUACAAGCACAGCAGCAGCAGCACGCCAGUUAUAAGCCAACACCACAACAGCCACAACGACGACAAGCACAACAACUGCUGCCAGCUGCAAAGCAACAGCAGCACGCAGCCAAGAACUGGUUCUUACCAACGAAAGCAAGAACAACACAAACCACAACAACAGCAACAAAAAUUACAAAGAUGCAAAGCAAUAAUAGCAAAACGCCGCGCAUCAACGCUGACACCAACAAUAAACGCGACGGUGGGCUUGCCAUUUGUUGUCGCAACAACAAACGGUCUUCGCUCACCAUCGCGCUGCUGUUGCUCGUCUGCACCUUAGCGGUGUUAAGCGGCAAUAGUUGUAGCGUUGCUGCAGCCGGCAGUAAUGGCAAUAGCGGUGCUGGCGCUGGCAUCGGUGGUGGUGGUGGUGGUGGUGGUGUUGGUGCGUCCGUGCGUACCGGCGCCGGUAAUCCACGCUUGCCGCGCACGAGCGCCAGCCAGCUAAAUAGCGGUAGUAAUGGUGGCCUCGGACUGGGCGGCGGCGGUGGUGCAGGUGGUGGUGUCGGCGGCAGUGGCGGCAGCAGCAGCUUCAAAUUGGCCGCAAAAACAUUGAACAACACACGCAACGGAAAUUUGCGAACAAG